AGGUUGUUAAACCAGAGUUUAGCCGAGCUGUCAUUGGUUGAUAAAUCCGUCCUCGCGCUUUCUGGCCCCUCUCACGCAGUCUCUGACGCGUGGUCAAUGGAAUAGGCCAUUAUACCUGUGUGAUCACUUUUUUUCAUGAACAUUUCUUACCUGGAUUUUCUUCUUUAGGUCCGCGUAUCGACUGACCGCAAACAUGACAAUUAGGACGCUGAGAGAUUACGGUCAGCACUACCGACCACGGAUGGCAUGCCUAAAAAAUGUAGGUUACCUACCAGUGGAGGUGUUUGUGGUUGAGAUGCAGGAUCCUAAGAGUGGGGUGAAGGGUGCCGACCAGAAACUCAAUGUAACCAUUAUCCCACAUGUCAUCAACGGGCAGGACAUUCUAGCAUGGAUUGUCACCAAAAUGAAGGUUACCACAGAAGAGGCCCAGGCGUUUGGGACUAUGCUGGUGGCCUACGGGUACAUCUACCCCCUCCAGAACCACAGGAAGUUGGUCCUGGUCCCCGACAGCACCCUCUACCGCUUCCAGACCCCUUAUUUCUGGCCUGUGCAGAAGUGGCCCGCUGAGGACAUAGACUAUGCCAUCUAUCUGGCCAGGAGAAACAUCCGGAAGAAGGGGAUGCUGGAGCCCUAUGAGCAGCAACACUACGACAAUCUCCACAAAUGGAUGAACCCCAAGUGGGAUUUCAUCGUGAUGCAGGCUACAGAGCAGUACAAGGCUAAUAAAGAGAGGAAGAAGCCAGACAGAGUGGUGUUGGACUGUCAGGAGAGAGCCUACUGGAUAGUACACAGGCCACCACGUCGGACACACAGUGCCAUGGACUAUGGUCUGGACCGUCUCAUUGACCCCAAUGCAGAGGAGGUGUUGACCUUCGACGUGGUCAGGAGAACCAACAUUUUCCUUACACAAGCCCUAAUGAGGUCAGCUGUCAAAUCGUCUGUGUCCCUCACAGCCUUCGUCAAGUUCGUGACAACCCACCACAAUCACGACCCGUUCCUGACAACCCCUGUCCCCAGCAACCCUUGGAUAACGGACAGUGAUGAGUUCUGGCAACUCAACUCAAGAAGUGUGGACAUCCCCACUAAGUUGAGUGUGGAGCGUUGGGUCUUGAGCUUCUGGGAGCUGAUCAGUGACCCACGAGGCAGAGUCGACUUCAAGCUCUUCCUCAAGAAGGAGCACAGUGCGGAGAACAUGGCGUUCUACGAGGCAGCUGAGGAGAUGAGGUGGGGAGCAGCGUCUGCCAUACCAGAGAAAUCCCAGUUCAUCUUCAACACCUUCCUGAAGCCUGGAGCUCCUCGAUGGAUCAACAUCGAUGGUCGUACCAUGGGGCUGACAGUGAAGGGUCUGGUUGUUCCUCACCGCUACGUGCUGGACGCUGCCCAGACACACAUCUUCCUGCUCAUGAAGAAGGAUACGUUCUACCGGUACCUGAAGUCUCCAGUCCAUAAAGACAUGCAGAAGAGGGCUCUGGUCCCGGCGCCCCACGUCUUCACUGAUGCCCAGUUGGAGGCCAAUGUGAGGAAUCGUAACCCAGGCAUCAGCCCCAUCCUGCAGUGGCAGCAGGAGGAGGAGGAGAAGGCAGCAGCAGCUGUUGCUGCCAGGCCCAUUGACGUCAAAGCCAUGGUGGCCACCAACAAGCUGGACAGGAAGUAGAGAGGGCCCAGGGCAUCAUGGGAAAUGGAGUUUAAUAUACAUGCGGUUGUUCAUCUAAUAUAUAUAUUUGGUUUCCAUGGAGAUGGUGUUACAUAGGACUACUUUAUGUCCUAAAUAUUGGACUUAUUAGCUACUGUUUUAAUGGAGAUAUUGGUAUUGUAUAGAAUAAUUGAUGUCCUCGACAACUGAUGUCAAGCCAGUACGGAUUGGUUGAUUGAGGGAAAUAAACUAUUGUCUGUUGAGUA
Molecule: messenger RNA, 1899 nt
Organism: Oncorhynchus tshawytscha (Chinook salmon)
Lineage: Eukaryota; Metazoa; Chordata; Actinopteri; Salmoniformes; Salmonidae
Product: regulator of G-protein signaling 9-like
Exons: 17
Coding region: 194-1654 (486 amino acids)
Biological process (GO): intracellular signal transduction; G protein-coupled receptor signaling pathway; regulation of G protein-coupled receptor signaling pathway
Source: RefSeq, a predicted model, not a curated record